Molecule: messenger RNA, 991 nt
Organism: Pararge aegeria (speckled wood butterfly)
Lineage: Eukaryota; Metazoa; Arthropoda; Insecta; Lepidoptera; Nymphalidae
Product: tropinone reductase 2-like
Exons: 2
Coding region: 147-923 (258 amino acids)
Molecular function (GO): oxidoreductase activity
Source: RefSeq, a predicted model, not a curated record
GUGGUUGGUCACUUUUGACCCAAUCCUCAGAACUUAAUACUACUUCUGUGUUAGCCACUGCUGUAGUAUCAUAAUUACUUCUGUGAUCAUAAUUCUCUGAGUGUGAGACUGUCUACUAAGUACCAACAGGUCGUCAGACAGGUAAGAUGUUCACGAAUAAGGUUAUACUUAUCACCGGCGCAAGUUCUGGGAUCGGAGCGGACACUGCCGAAGAGUUUUCGAAACUAGGAGCAAACAUUAUAAUAACAGGAAGAAACAAGGAUAAUCUAGACAAAGUUGCUACAAAAUGUGAAGAAGCUUCACCAAAUAAACUGAAACCGUUGCUGAUUAUUGCUGACAUGAAUAACGAAAAUGAUGUAGAAAAUAUAAUUAAAACCAGUGUUAAUCAUUUUAAUAAGCUUGACGUUUUAGUAAAUAAUGCAGGUGUACUAGAAUCUGGAUCAAUAGAAACGACUUCUCUUGAACAGUAUGAUAGAGUAAUGGGCACUAAUGUACGAAGUCCAUACCAUUUGACCAUGUUAGCUACUCCGCAUCUGGUUAAAAGCAAGGGAAAUAUUGUAAAUGUUUCAAGUGUAACUGGCAUGAGAUCUUUUCCAAAUGUUCUUGCCUAUUGUAUGUCUAAAGCGGCAUUAGAUCAAUUUACCAGGUGUGUUGCAUUAGAACUGGCUCCAAAAGGUGUUCGUGUUAAUGCUGUAAAUCCUGGGGUCAUAGUUACUGGUUUACACAAAAAAGAUGGAUCGAUGAAUGACGAACAAUAUGAAGCUUUUUUAAAGAAAUGUGCUGAUACACACGCUCUCGGUAGACCAGGUGAAACAAAGGAAGUAUCUGCAGUCAUUGUAUUCUUAGCUGGUGAAGGUGCCAGCAAUAUUACUGGAGCUACAAUACCUGUUGAUGGUGGUCGUCAUGCCAUGUGCCCUCGUUAAAGUGAUUUCACAUUGAACCCCUCUUUUUUGUAUAAAAUAGUAAUAAAAUUAUAACUUAAUAAACGAUA